UUACAUUACAUGGUGGAGUUCAUCACUCAAUAAAAGGUCAGUGUUAAAUUAGGGUUUCGAAUCAAAUCCCUAAUUCCGACCGUCGACGACGACGACGCUGAGAUGAGUAGCAGCAGAUCGAGGAACUUCCGGAAGCGCUCCGGCACCGACGACGUCAACGGCGAUGAAAAGCCCGCCGCACCGCCGCAGUCCUCCGCCGAACCUAAGCUCCGUGCCCCCAAACCCCCUGACCGCCCUAAACUCCUUAGCUUUGCCGACAAUGAGGAAGAUGAUGAUGGCGUUGCCCUAGUUCGCUCUUCCGCCCCCUCCACCCGCCCCGCCGCCAUCCACAAGCUUUCUUCGGCCAAGGAACGCUCCGGCCCGCGCGUGCCCGUUCCCUCCAAUGUCCAGCCUCAGACCGGCCAGUACACCAAGGAGAAGAUCCGCGAGCUCCAGAAGAACGCCCGCUCCCUCGGCACCCGCACUUCCAAGCCCAAGGCGACGUCUUCGCCGCCCUUGUCUGACUCUACAAAAAGCCAAAAAUCCCAAGCCUCCGCUGAGCCCGUCAUCGUCCUCAAAGGUCUCGUUAAGCCCGCGUCGCCUCCUUCUGUUUCGGGUCGCAAGGAGGAGAACGAUGAACAGGAGGACGAAGAACAAGACGAGGAUGAUGGUUCUGGGGACCAGAUGAGGUUUUCAGGUUUGAGUAUUGCUAUGAAGGCACAGGAUUUAUCUUCAGGAAUUCCCGACCAGGCGACGAUCGAUGCGAUCAGGGCGAAGAGAGAGCGCCUCCGUCAGUCUCGUGGGCCGCUGCCGGAUUUCAUAUCGCUUGAUGGCGGCGGAGUUGUGGGAAGCCGUCCGCCUGAUGGAGGGUCUAGCGAUGAUGAGGAAAGUGAUUUUCGUGGUAGGAUUUCUUUGUUUGCAGACAACAAGGAUGGUGGGACAAAGAAGGGUGUUUUCGAGGACAUUGAUGAGAGGAUGGUUGUGUCUGAGCCGAUGGCCUCUGAUAGAGGAUAUAGAGAUGUGGUUAAUGAUAAGGAGGACGAUGAGGAUGAGGAGGAGAGGCGAUGGGAAGAGGAGCAGUUCAGGAAGGGAUUAGGAAAGAGGAUUGAUGAGGCUACUGGCCACCUUGUAAGCAACAGUGUGCUGCCCGGCCCGGCCAUGCAUCCCCCGUCUUCUCAUUUAUUGGCCGGAGCCACUCUUGGUACUCCGUCUGGAAUUGGAAUUAACAUAUCUAGGAGUGCAGAGGUUAUCUCCAUUCCACAGCAAGCUGAGGUUGCCAAACGGGCUUUCCAUGAAAAUUUCAGCAAGCUUAAGGAGACUCAUAACAGGACCUUGAAUUCUUUGAUGAGGACUGAUGAGAAUCUAUCAGAAGCUCUCUCAGAUAUCACUUCAUUAGAGAAGUCCCUGGAAGCAGCCGGUGAGAGGUUUAUUUUCAUGCAACAGCUCCGUGACUUCAUUUCUGUAAUUAGCGACUUCUUGCAAGACAAAGCCCCAUAUAUAGAGGAAUUGGAAGAGCAGAUGCGAAAGUUGCAUGAAGUGAGGGCUUCUGCUGCUUUAGAACGAAGAGCUGCUGAUUCGGCUGAUGAAUCUAGUGAAGUAGAAGCUGCUGUGAAUGCUGCAUUGUCUGUUCUCAGUAAGGGCUCUGGAGCGACUUUUCUGUCUGCUGCCACAAGUGCUGCUCAGGCUGCUGCUGCUGCUGUGAGAGAGAGCUCUAGUUUGCAGGUUCAGCUGGAUGAGUUUGGGAGGGACAUCAACUUACAGAACCGCAUGGACUCUGCUCGGAGGGCUGAGAAAAGAAAGAGGAGGAAAAGUAGGUCAGAGGCCAAGAGAAUGGCACAGAUAGAAAGGGACACCACAUACCAUCGGAUUGAAGGGGAAUCGAGCACCGAUGAGAGUGAGAGUGAGGGGGAUGCCUACAUCUCUAGUCGGGAUGAGUUGCUGCAGACUGCAGAACAGGUUUUUAGUGAUGCAGCUAAUGAUUACUCGAAGCUUUCUAACGUGAAAGAGAAGUUGGAAGAGUGGAAGAGACAGUACUCUUUGAAUUAUCGUGAUGCUUACAUGUCUCUGAGUGCACCUGCCAUCUUCUCCCCAUAUGUGAGGUUGGAACUUCUUCACUGGGAUCCACUCUAUAAGAAGACAGAUUUCAAUGACAUGGAUUGGCAUGAACUACUGUUUGAUUAUGGGCUACCAGGGAAAAAUAGUGAUUAUGGUCCUGAUGAUGCGGAUGCUAAUCUUAUUCCUGUGCUAGUGGAGAAGGUAGCUCUGCCAAUUCUGCACCAUGAAAUUGCACAUUGUUGGGAUAUGUUAAGCACCCGGAGGACAGAGAAUGCAGUUUUUGCUACGAGUUUGGUCAUAAAUUAUAUCCCAGCUUCUAGUGAGGGUUUGAGGGAGCUGCUGUCUGUUGUUAGAAGUCGUCUAGAUGAGGCCAUUGCUGGUCUCAGUGUCCCGACAUGGAGUGCACUGGUUAUGAAAGUUGUGCCAGGCGCUGCACAACUUGCAGCAUACCGAUUUGGAGUGUCUGUUCGGCUGCUCAGAAAUAUUUGCCUGUGGAAGGAUAUACUUGCACUACCGAUUUUAGAGAAGCUCGCGCUUGAUGAUCUUUUGGGCAAGAAACUUCUUCCACAUGUUAGAAGCAUCAUGCCAAACAUUCAUGAUGCAGUUACUCGGGUAGAGAGGAUAAUCGCAUCACUGUCUGGGGUUUGGUCAGGCUCUAGUGUCACAGCAGAUCACAGUCACAAGCUGCAGCCUUUGGUGGAAUGUGUUGUGGAACUGGGAAAGAGGUUGGAGAAUAGGCACACAUCAGGUGUGAGCAAGGAAGAUACCCUUGGGUUGGCUCGCCGCGUGAAGAAGAUGCUUGUUGAUCUCAAUGACUACGAUAGGGCCAGGGCAAUACUGAAAACAUUUCAACUUAAAGAAGCAUUAUGAGGUCAUGUUCUUCAGGCUGUGUGACUUCUGAAGGAGAUUGUUGUUUAGAUCAGUGAAUAUGACCCACGGUUGGGGCUGUAUAUAAUGAGGGUAUUCAGCCCAAAAGAGCUAGUAUUUGCAUACGCAUUCACAACAGAUAAACUCAAAUCAGUUCUGGUCACACGAAAACACAAAUUGUAGUGGCUUAGAUAUCUUCAUUAUUCAGAACUGGCUGAAUAAUUCCAAUGUUUACCAAUUUUGUAAUGGCUGCAUGAACAUUGAUAGUUUCCUGGAGCUUCAAGUUCAAAAGUGCUCAAAUAUCAUAUCCAGUCUUGUUCUUGAUCUAACUUUGGCUUCCAUUGAUGCAGGCUGAUGUUUCUUGCUAUCUAGUCAAGUCUGCAAAUACCCCUUAUGAAUAUCUCUCUGUAGUUAACAUGUUAUGCCAGGACUGCCUUUUCCUUGUAAUUCUAUUGCUCAAAUUUUUAGUCGUCGCAUUCUUUGCAAUCAGGUACUAAAUUUUAUGGA
Messenger RNA from Dioscorea cayenensis subsp. rotundata (Guinea yam), 3408 nucleotides. Its product is annotated as transcriptional repressor ILP1. Bases 103 to 2904 code for a protein of 933 amino acids. Gene Ontology annotation, cellular component: nucleus. Gene Ontology annotation, biological process: mRNA splicing, via spliceosome. Lineage: Eukaryota; Viridiplantae; Streptophyta; Magnoliopsida; Dioscoreales; Dioscoreaceae. Gene Ontology annotation, molecular function: DNA binding. The transcript has a single exon. The record is from RefSeq and is a predicted model, not a curated record.